GGGGUGAUGUAUAUAAGGGGUGAGUGCUGUGGUCAGUGACAGGUGCAGAGCAGGUGAGGGGACAUUUAGUGCUAUCAUAUAAUCAUUACUGUAAGCAAUGAAAACACAUUAUGACACUGUUUUAAGGAAAAUGGGGACGCUGGUCGGUCUGUGCACUUUUCUCUCACUCCUCUGCUGUGUCUGUGCAGAUGUCGUGGAGCGAUUUGAGGAUGCUCCCGGGUGCCUGGAGUUCUUCUACAGAGAGAAGGUGCCUGACUGGGGAUCUUCUACACCCAACGCUGCACGAAUCUGCCAGAGAUUUGUGAACAGGUACCACUUUGCCACUCUGUACGAUACCAAGCACCGGAUUGCUGUUUACUCUGCCUAUUACUUCCAACCAAGUAACGGAGGAGGCAGAGAGAAGAGAUGGUUUGUGGAGCCUCAGCUGGUGGACAGUAGUUGGCAGGCUGAGAUGAAGGACGGGUACUGGCUGGGACAGGACCACCCUGGGGUGUAUCUGGGAGAGAAUCAGGCGCUGAACGAGGACUACACCUACUCUGGGUUUGACAGAGGGCACCUCAACCCCAACGGACACCACCCAGUCCCGAGCCGUAACGCCACUUUCACUCUGACCAAUGUCAUCCCCCAAAACCCCAAACUGAACCAGAACUCGUGGAGGAUCUACGAGUCCCAGCUCACCGACCUGUUCCUGGACACAUGCUCCAAGGCUUACGUCCUGGUCGGCGCGAUCCCGUCCGCGGAUAACUGGAUCAUCAAAAACGACGUGAAGCGCGUCAACAUCCCGCAGCGCAUCUGGAACGCGUGGUGCUGCGUGGACAACAACGGACAGCCAGUACAGAGCGGCGCGGGGUCGGCCAAUAACACGGAGGAGGAUUUUGUGGAAGAGAUGUCACUGGAUGAAAUGGGAGAGCACCUGCAGCAGUUCUCCAAUCAGCCAGUGGGGGAGCUGUUCUAUAAUAACUGCAGGCCAUAGGGAGACCAAGACACAAGCUGAUUUUAAAUGAAUUUUAGACUUAGGCUUGGAUUUGUAGAUCGUAGCUAGGCCUGUCACGAUAAACACAUUUGUAAGUACGAUAUCGUGAUAAACAAUAAUAUU
Boleophthalmus pectinirostris (great blue-spotted mudskipper) is the source of this 1096-nucleotide messenger RNA. RefSeq names its product endonuclease domain-containing 1 protein-like. Bases 98 to 973 code for a protein of 291 amino acids. The record is from RefSeq and is a predicted model, not a curated record. The transcript has 5 exons. Lineage: Eukaryota; Metazoa; Chordata; Actinopteri; Gobiiformes; Gobiidae. Gene Ontology annotation, molecular function: metal ion binding; hydrolase activity; nucleic acid binding.